CAAGAACCGCGUAGCAACGAAAACAAAUUAAACGUAAACAGAAACCUGCGUGACCAGUCUACUAACGAGUCGGCGGCCGCGCCGCGCCUCCAUUCGACGCGAUGGCGCUCCGCUCGCAACUCCUGCGCACCGUAUAUGCUGGCAAGCAAUCAACACGUCAGCUCCAUGGGCUGAAAGGCAAGGAGCGGGCGGGAGUGACAAGACUGAGAGAGGUCCUCGACGACCGGCUGCAGGAAAUCAAGAAGGCAAAGACUUGGAAGCACGAGAGAAUCCUCACCUCACCACAGGACACAAAAGUGAGGGUGCAGGGAGCGGAAGGGGAGUUUCUGAAUUUCUGCGCAAACAAUUAUCUAGGAUUAUCGAACCACCCCGAAGUGGUAGAGGCAGCGAGAGAGGGCCUGCGGAAAUAUGGCGCUGGGCUCAGUUCCGUUAGAUUUAUUUGUGGCACACAAACUUUACAUAAGGAAUUGGAGCAUCGCCUGGCGCAGUUCCACGGGCGCGAGGAUGCCAUCCUGUACGGGUCGUGUUUCGACGCGAACGCUGGUCUCUUCGAGUCCAUGCUGACGCCAGAGGACGCCGUGUUCUCGGAUGCGCUCAACCACGCUUCCAUCAUCGAUGGGAUACGGCUCUGCAAAGCGCAGAAGUACCGGUACCCGCACAGAGAUCUCAAUGAAUUGGAGCACUUACUGGCGCACAGCGAGGCUCGCAUCAAGUUGAUAGUAACCGAUGGCGUGUUUUCUAUGGAUGGCAACGUGGCUCCUUUGCCCGGUCUGCGAAACCUGGCUGACAAAUACCGGGCACUGCUAGCGGUGGACGACAGCCAUGCUACUGGGUUUUUCGGAGCAACUGGAAGGGGCACAGAAGAAUAUUGCAACAUAAUGGGUGCCGCUGAUAUCAUCUGCUCUACCCUCGGCAAGGCUGUGAGCGGCGCGGCCGGCGGCUAUACCACGGGGCCUAAGGAGCUCAUCACACUGCUGCGCAACGUUUCGAGGCCGUACCUGUUCUCUAACGCACCGCCGCCGCCUGUGGUCGCCGCUUCACUGAAGUCGUUAGAUCUAGUGGAGGGAAGCAGCGAGCUUCGUGAGCGCCUCCAGCAAAACACUCGCAGCUUCCGCGAGGGUGUGAAGGCAGCCGGUCUGACCGUGGCCGGUGACGACCACCCCAUAUGCCCCGUCAUGGUCGGCGAUGCUCCGCUGGCCGUUGAACUCGCCUCGGGCAUGCUACAGCGAGGAAUCUACGUGGUGGCAUUCAGCUACCCAGUGGUACCAAAGGGCGGCGCGCGAGUGCGCGUGCAGCUGAGCGCGGCGCACACGCCGGAUGACGUCACCCGUGCGGUGCAAGCGUUCGCUGACGUCGGCAAGACCAUCGGCCUUGUUAAGGGCUAGGCUGUAUUUCAGUUGAUAAGGCCUUGAUUUCGAGUUGAUAACGUACGCUGCGUAAACCUUCACAUUAGGACAGAAUAAAUAAUACUACCGUCUACCAUACAAAAAGUCAUACUACUAUUCCUUUCGACUAUUUAGGGUUGUCAAAAUUCAAGUCUAUCUUAUCUGUGGCCGUGCAAGGCAAAGGACAACACAACUUGAUUGUGCCAACCGUAAUAAUUGCUCGGAGCAAUGCUGAGCCGAACGGAAACGGAGCCGAGUUUGCCCGAAGUCAGGAGUGUCUCCCCACUGACAUUAGAGAAAAAAGCACCAUUUAAUAUAGCACAUGCAUGACGCAGUAUAUGCCAUGACUCGGAGCGUAAUCGGCCUUAAGACCCAGCAAACGUUGAUGCUAGUUUCGUGACGUCACGGCGAUCUUAGGAUAUUAUUGCACACCUAAGAUCAGGGAGGUGAGGUGGUGCUUUAAGUUUGGAAGACUUCGGAAUGAGACGCUUGUUUUUAUAUGUAAGUAAUUGAAGGAAUUUACUAGGAACGAUUAACUAUCGAUCCAGUGAAAGACCUGUGUGUAAAAUUAUUAAGAUAGCAUUGUUACAAUGAAUUUAUGUGCAAAUAUGUAAAUAAACAAAUAAAAUAAU
Cydia fagiglandana is the source of this 2017-nucleotide messenger RNA. It is a transcript of the gene Gcat, whose product is annotated as 2-amino-3-ketobutyrate coenzyme A ligase, mitochondrial. The record is from RefSeq and is a predicted model, not a curated record. Gene Ontology annotation, biological process: L-threonine catabolic process; biosynthetic process. The coding region runs from base 102 to 1385 and encodes 427 amino acids. The transcript is spliced from 9 exons. Gene Ontology annotation, cellular component: mitochondrion. Gene Ontology annotation, molecular function: glycine C-acetyltransferase activity; pyridoxal phosphate binding. Lineage: Eukaryota; Metazoa; Arthropoda; Insecta; Lepidoptera; Tortricidae.